AUGGCGUCGGAUCACGGCCGGCCUUCAACCGACCGCUCUCGUAGUGACUACCCAGGAUCCGACUCGGGCUACGCAAACGAUAGGAACUGGCAGAAUGGGGGUUCAAGAACGCCAGAUAGUACCUAUCACCUCAAGCCCACCAAUUCUGGCUCUAGCAUGCCUGGAGCUUUCCCAGGAACCUGGACUGACGAACCUCAGCCCCGCAAGAGCGGGGAGAGGAAUCGAUCGCGACAAAGAAACGGGCGUACUGCCAGUGGCCAGUUGAGGAUCUGCAAAAAGUGCGGAGAGCCAUUGACUGGCCAAUUUGUUCGAGCCCUGGAUGGUACCUUUCAUUUGGAUUGCUUCAAGUGCCGCUGUGGAGGAGCCCUGCGAGGGUCCUACAUCACUGCCCUGGAUAGAAAGUACCACGUCGAUCAUUUCACUUGCUCGCUUUGCUCGACAGUUUUUGGAGCCCAAGACAGCUACUAUGAACAUGAUGGACACGUCUACUGCCAUUACCAUUACUCAACUCAGUUUGCCCAACGGUGCAAUGGUUGUCAAACAGCCAUCCUAAAGCAAUUUGUGGAAAUAUUCCGCAAUGGCCAAAAUCAGCACUGGCACCCGGAAUGUUACAUGAUUCAUAAAUUCUGGAAUGUCCGCCUGGGCCAACCGAGUGAUACGCCAGAAGAACCCCCGCCAGAACCAAAGGACGAUGCCGCCAGGGAACGAAUCCGGACUGACGAAGAGCGAAUGGAAGAAAAGGUUUACCGCAUUUGGAGCGUUCUUUCAACGUUUGAAGAGUCCUCUGCAGCGUGCAUUUCGGAUAUGCUCCUCCACGUCAGCAACGGAGCUUAUGUUGACGGCGUCCUUGUAGCGAAGCGUUUCAUAUGGCAUGUCGAAGUCCUCUUCCAGUCAGCAGAUAGACUUGACCGAAUGGUACUAUCACACAGCAAAAAGGGCCUAUCAUAUGGACGCGAAGCCAAACUACUCUGCAAAAAGAUUGUCUCAUUCUUUUCAUUGCUAUCAAAAGCCCAAGACACAAGCGUCCGAAAACUUGGUGUUACGCAGGAACUUCUGUCUCUUGUUACCGGCUUAGCUCAUUACCUCAAACUUUUGAUCAGAAUCUGUCUCCAGGGAGCGUUGCGCCUGGAACGAGAUGACGGGGUGCAUGGCGGGCUUGAUCAGCUUCUCAAUGACCUCAACGACUUCGAGACGUACAAGACCGAUGAAAGUCUAAUGCAACUAACAAUGGGAGGUGCAAACCUCUCCGCCAAAGACUCCGAUCAUUGUGUCUUUUGUAAGCGUUCGAUCGAGGAUGAAUGCGCCAAGAAUGGUGAAUUACGAUGGCAUCUUGCGUGCGUCAAGUGCGGUCGAUGUGGAAAAGAACUAGGGAGGUCUCUUGGAGAAGCACGACACAAUGCAUUUGACGGGAAGGUAUACUGCAAUAAUUGCGUCGCGGUCAAUACGGAUGGUGAAGUACCAUUCGAGCACGUUACAAAACUCGGACAAUACAUUUUUCUGUUAAAGGUGGCCCUGGCUCGACUAUUAGACAUUCUUCGCAGCAAUGGCACACUGCCGUAUAUGGCAGGAGAUAUCCAAGCCGCCGCUGCAAACAACAAACCAGGCGCGCCGCCGUUCCUUGCGUCGGAUGCCAGAUCGAAGUCAUAUGCAGGGACGGGAGAGAAAGAAAACAAUCACCGCGAAUCGACAUACGAAAAUACACUCAAUGAGGUGCGACGCUUGCGAAGUACCCGCCUUGAUCGCCAUUUAUCCACGAGUGUUCGCCAGGCACGAUCCUCUCGCGUUAUGGAUGCCGAUGGGAAAGGUCCUCGACCAAGUUCGGCUGGAGCCGAUGAACUGAGGAACGACUUGCAAGGCUCGACAGACUUGAUGUUUGGGCAGAAUGAUGCCAUCACAUUGGACGAUAUUCCCCGUAUCGUUGCUGUGGAGCAAUCUCGGGAGCAACAACAGCGUGACCGAGACGCUCGUCAAGAUCUAUUCCGUGGUCCCGGAAUCGACGGUAUUCGCCCUCCAGGCCAUCAAAGAACUCAAUCUGCUGGGAGAGACCCUGAUAUUCGUGCUGCCGAGGCCAUCCCCACACGUAUGGUUCGCAAGUUCUUCCCUGAGCUAUCCGGCCUGGAGUACUUUAACGUCCGGCACUUGGCCGUGUUAACAAUGCACCCCUUGGUUGAGCAAGAGUUUACGCUCGACGAGUUACUAAAUUUUAUUGAAUCACGUAAACAACCAACAUUCUGGAAGAACCUUGGUAAGGCAUUUAAGAACGACAAAAACAAGAAUAUAAAAAAGAAGGGCGUUUUUGGAGUCCCCUUGGAAAUCAUUAUCGAACGAGACGGCGCCGACUCGACUGAUGGCGUUGGUCCCGGGACCCUUCGGAUUCCUGCAAUUGUGGAUGACAUUAUUGCUUCAAUGCGCAAGAUGGACCUGUCGGUUGAAGGUGUGUUCCGAAAGAACGGCAAUAUCAAGAAGCAGCAGGCAUUGGUCGAAAAGAUCAACCAGGAGGGCUGUGACGUUGUUAAUUUCAUGGAGCAGCCUGUUGUUCAACUGGCAGCGCUACUCAAGCGGUACCUUCGAGAUCUCCCCGACCCUCUCAUGACGCACAAGUUGUACAGCCUCUGGAUCGCUGUGGCAAAGCUCCCGGAUUUAGAGAGGAGAAAGCAGUGUCUUCACCUGACUUGCUGCCUCUUGCCAAAGAGUCAUCGUGAUAGUCUUGAGAUUUUAUUUUCCUUUUUGAAGUGGGCUGGAUCUUUUCACCAACUUGACGAUGAUGUCGGAUCCAAGAUGGACAUCAGAAAUCUUGCCACGGUCAUCGCACCGAAUAUCUUGACAAACCCAAACAAAGCCCCCGCUUUGGAUGGUGAGGCUAUAUAUGUCAUAGACGCUGUGGAAAUGCUUAUCAACAAUAUCGAGGAGAUGUGUCAGGUCCCUGACGAUUUAUUAACAUUACUCAACGACCCUUUCAUCUUCAGCAACAGCGGGGAGAUCACGACAAAGGAGAUCCUCAAACGAUUCCAAGAUCGCAGGGACCAACUGCCAGCUGUUGACACCAGUGAAGUUUACAAUAGACAGGAUGUGUCAACCCGAUCUCCUCCUAAGCGGGUGGAAACCGACCCGUCCAUUUGGCAAGGUGAAAGAACAGUACGCCGAGUCCAAGAUCCUUCGGCGCUACCAGUCAACCCAGGCCAGGCGACACCACCCCAAAGAUGGCCGGGCCCAGGGGACCAUGCUCGAGGACCGUACAAUCCUAGGCUGAACCACUCUGACAGCCAUCUGGAUGAUGCGGACGUCCAGCGCGGUGAUUGGCGCAACUCCGCCUGGGGCCGUCGGGGCGGUGGCCUCGGUGUUGGUGGGAAUAUAUGA
Metarhizium brunneum ARSEF 3297 is the source of this 3357-nucleotide messenger RNA. The record is from RefSeq and is a predicted model, not a curated record. Lineage: Eukaryota; Fungi; Ascomycota; Sordariomycetes; Hypocreales; Clavicipitaceae.